AUGUCGUCCCAGCUUCUGCCCUACACAAACAUAUCCUCUCUAAUCUCUCGGCUGUCUUUGUUGGUCAUGUUGAUGAUACUACUACCACGAUCCUGUUAUGGAGUCACUUUCUAUUUCGGAGGUAAGUAAUUGGAUUACUACUCGAAGGUUGUUUGGUGUAGUAGUGUAAUCCGAUUCUGGGAUGUGUUUGUUUUGAAGAUGGAGUACUUUUUAGUACUCGGAUUACUUCGGUACUUCCUUGGCUUUAUUUUUGACAUAUAUAGAGGUUAGUAAUCCCUUACUUUUAAAGCUUUUCAAUAAAAAAUUAAAUUUUGAUUAACUUUAUGACAACCUUAUUAUAGUAAGACGCUUGUUUACUAGUACUGAAGUCAUUACUUUUGAACUUGAGCACGGUUUUCCUUUGUUAUGUACUGAAAAGUAGGUGUAGGAAGUAACAUACGAUGACAUUUAAUUAAAAAACACAUAAUAUAGUAACAACAAUGUAGUAUCGCAUGUUGACUGUACAAAAAUAUUGUACCUGGAAGUCUGAUCAAAUGUAUUUUGGUUCACAUAGUCAAGACUACAUCAAGUUAUAGUCAUGCUAUGCCUUUGCAGUCUAGUUUACCUUGUUGUAAUUGUACGGUAAUAGUGUAAUUCAAAAGUAUCUUAACUUUAAUAGCUUUAAAGCUACAACAAUAUCAAGUUACUGAAUGAUUCUGUUUUCAGCCGAGAAGAGCCCUCUAGAACAACAUAACUUCGAGUCGCUGGCUGAGAAGCCCAAUCUAAGUAACGAUGAGCUCAAGUCGGUCUACUCCUUCUGCAACUUGUUGCCGUUGUUGCAAGCGACCGGUCGAAUGAACAUGGACAAGAGAUCGUCGGAGACCUGCACUCAGUUGAUGAAGAUACUGAAGCCGAUCUUCGACAAGAGGACGGCGAAGCGAUCACUACAAGUCGACGAUGAGGAAGAGGCACCACAAGAUUUACCACUCCACAGGAUACGAACGCCCAUGACACGGAAACUGUCGAGAACGUUCCUCAACGUUCUUUAA
This is a messenger RNA of Bursaphelenchus okinawaensis, 1028 nucleotides long. The record is from the annotation of a GenBank genome assembly. Lineage: Eukaryota; Metazoa; Nematoda; Chromadorea; Rhabditida; Aphelenchoididae.